Heterostelium album PN500 is the source of this 1254-nucleotide messenger RNA. RefSeq lists its product as uncharacterized. Bases 1 to 1254 code for a protein of 417 amino acids. Lineage: Eukaryota; Evosea; Eumycetozoa; Acytosteliales; Acytosteliaceae. The transcript is spliced from 8 exons. Gene Ontology annotation, biological process: DNA integration. Gene Ontology annotation, molecular function: nucleic acid binding. The record is from RefSeq and is a predicted model, not a curated record.
AUGAUCUUGUUUCUUGGUUUUAUAAGUUGUAUUGUAAUUAGAUAUAAAUUUAAGAUAAAUGAUGCGACAGUAGAAUUAGAGUACAAGAUUCCAGUUGUAGAUGAAGUAUUCAAUAGUUUGAGAGGAUGUAAAUAUUUUAGCAUCGGAGAUGUAGUCAAAGGUUACUUUCAUGUGAAGAUGGAUUUAGAGUCAAGGAAAUAUACAGCAUUCAGGACCCGUAAAGUAAAAGAUUAUUUCGAUGAUCUCAUCAGUGGCGAUGUGACGUUAGAAGAGAAUGUAGUUAGAGUAAUCAGAAUUAGUAAGAAGACAGAGAUAUUGGAUAGAAUGGAGUAUCCAACAACACCAAAACAAGUACAGCGAACUUUGGGAUUUUUUAAUUAUUAUCGAAAGUUUGUUGACAAGUUUGUUGAAAAGACCAAACACGCAGAAGAACUUAGAGUUUUCAAGACAGAUUUCGAAAUAAAUGACGAAGCAAAGAUUCGAUUUAUUGCGAAAAGAGUUGAAAAAUACAGUAGAUCUAAUGUUGCCAGAUCCAACAAAGGAGUACUUUGUUUAUACAGAUGCAAGCGACAUCGUAAGGAUGUGGAAUUGGUAAAGCUACGUCACAAGGAAUCAUGGAGAGAAAGUAAAGGGUUAAUUUUUAUUUUGGAUAAGAGUUUCAAUAAAAGAUUACUUUUGGUAGAUGAAAAGCAUAUUAAAGAAGUAAUAACGGAAGCUCAUGGAAUGGUGGAUCGAUUUUCGAAAUAUACAACUAUCAUUCCAACUACAAAGGAAAUCACAGCAUUGGGUACAGCAAAGUUAAUUCAUCAACAUGUGUUCUCAUUGAUUGGAUUGCCGUUAUCAAUUGUAAGCGAUCGUGAUACUCGCUUUACAAGUGAAGUGUGGUUAGAACUCUUUAAGAAGGUAGGAUCAAAAUUGAGAAUGUCCGUACCGAGACAUUCGCAAUCAGAUGGCCAGAGUGAGCGCACGAACAGGAGAAUCAGAUCUAUGCUCAGGAAGCUAUCGUUGGAGUUCAAAGACAAGUGGGAUGAAGAGAUUAAGAAUAUUCAAUUCGCGACCAAUUCAACUUAUAAUUCAACAUUCAAACUAUCACCUUUCGAAGUAGUGCUGGGAUACAUUCCUGUAUAUCCAAUUAACAUGUUUAGAAACAAUAAUACAUCGAAUAGAGAAUGGAUCAGAGAGAUGGUCAAAGACAUAACAAAUAUAUUGGAGUAUAGAUCUUUGAAAAUGAUUAAUUUAAAUUUUUUUUCUUAA